Bactrocera dorsalis (oriental fruit fly) is the source of this 6364-nucleotide messenger RNA. RefSeq lists its product as uncharacterized. The record is from RefSeq and is a predicted model, not a curated record. The coding region runs from base 1031 to 3079 and encodes 682 amino acids. The transcript is spliced from 7 exons. NCBI's taxonomy places the organism in Eukaryota, Metazoa, Arthropoda, Insecta, Diptera, Tephritidae.
CAACAGCAUCCCAAUGUGUCGGGAGCACCGCGUAGGAUGUGUCCGACACGGCAGGAUGCUGUCUUAUCAGAUUGCUCGGAAAGCUCGUCGUGUACGCACGCAUUCGACGGAUGUGCAACGCAAAGUGAAACAAAACAAGGCACAGUGUGGAAAGCAAGAAGAAAAAUAUUAAAUAAAUUGUGAAUUGUGUGUGCGUUGCUGCUUUUUCCUCCUUCCCUCCAGCAUUAACUGGGGCUUCUAUAAUUUAUAAAACGCUUAACAAUGCAUUGAUAUGAGUAUUGAUUGUGUCGUGCUCAAACAAAACAAAUCUUCUGCAGAUGCCUAGGUGUGUGCAAAUCGAAUGAAUACAUACAUACACAACUGGAUUUAGAGCGAUUUAAUGCGAAGAAAGCAAUUUGUGGCGCGGCAGCGGGCAGGUGAGCGCGGUUAACGCGUAUAGUGCCGUGGACAGCAGACAAUGCCAUAAUAGAAGUUGUGUGCGUGUGUAUGUGGCAGUGAAAAAGUGCUCUGCUCCUACCCACUGCUUCAGUGUGAUGGUAACGCCGAAAAGCAUGCAACAGAUCCUUGAAAGCAUAUUAAAAAAUUGUUGCACGCACGCAAAUACAUAACUAAAGCAACAACAGUGCUUAGCGCAGUGUCUGAGUGUACGUGUGUGUUAGUGUGUAUCCAUCAGCAUUGCUAACUCUUUUGUGGCUUUUCAGUCAAGAAUCAUAAAUACCAAUCCGACUGGAUAUCGAUGGCGCACAAGGAGCACCAUAAACUGCGUAAAUUCUAAUUUGUACGAAAGGAAAAAGUUAGCUCAGUUCAUAUCAUAAGCAAUGAUAACCCAUACAUCGACACACAAGUAUGCGUAAAUAUACAAUAUCAAACAAAUUGACAGAGGAGACGUCAACUAAUUAAGAACGAAAACGAGUUGUCCUUAUUUAAGCGUACGGUAACUGAAACCCAUAACAACAGCAAGAACAACAAACAAAAGUAAUUGUAAUUACAACAGAGAACAUAACCUGAAGAGCGGGUUGAAGUCGAUGUGAUGCCUACGCGACGGUCGGGCGGCGCCACAGUGCGACGCAAGCACUCAAUUGGAAAUUUGCGUCGCGCUCAUCCCGCCUCGGGUGCCACAUGGAAUGUGCAAGUGGUACGUGGUAAAAUGUCAUCUAAGUGCCUUUGGCAUGCUUGUCGCGCACUUGUGCUAGGUCUGACGCUGAUGCUGCUCGGCGCCGGUAUGGCUACGAUAGGUUAUUAUGCGGACCACCUUUCCACGAACUCUGAACUGCGUGGCAAUGCGACGGUGAGAGUCAAGAAUGACCUGAAGGGCUUCCAUCUCAACAAUCUCUCUUACGUCGGGCCGAUUGUAAUGGGUUUCGGGGGUUUCAUUGUCGUUGCUUCGUGCGUUAUGACAUUUGAGGCGCGUGACUCGGCGGCAAAAGUGGUGCCAGCGCGUUUUCGUGCCGGUGCGAGUGGUAGCAAGACAACGGUGCGUAGUAAUCAGAGCAGCGCAACUUCACAGCGACGCGCCGUGGGCAUACAAUUGCAGUCCUCGCGCUGGGAUCAACAGUUUGGUGUGUUUCGCACAUCCCCAGCCGAGCCGCCACCACAGAACACACCGCAGCCCUUCGAUCGUGACGCGCUUACCGCGGAGCUAGUCAAAUUUUCCAAAUCGCUCAGCGCAUCCGCUCGCUUUUCUCCACAACUACGACGCCUCACCCACACUGGUUCUGUGCCAAAUCUCUCCACACAUGUCCCCCACCCCAUCGCUUACUCCACUAACCUCUCACAUUUGCUUUCGCCGAAUCACAAACCACUUUUGUUGUUGGAACAAAAACGUCACCAUCGCCACCAUCAUCGGCACCACCACCACCAUCGCCAAACACCCACGAGCAGCAGCGGGCGACAAGUGAAGUCGCGCGGACCACGCAUCAGCAACAGUUUGGUGCAACGCAACACACGUGAAAAUGGUGGCCCUUGUGCGUUGCUCCAGCCACCAGGCACAAACAAGCUCUACUGGCAUGCGGCCUCUUUCGACGACGGCCUUCGUGGGGAUAAGCAUCUUUCAAGAGCCACGGUGGCUGACAUGUCGCGGCGCUCUGAUACGGCCAAACGUCAUGUGUUGGCACGACAGAAGCCGAUCGAGCAUGAAGAGGACAAAAGCAGCCCUCUGGGCAAUCGCAGAAGUUCUACUAUGUCAGACUCGUCGUACAGUGGCCGCUGGACGGCACGUUGCGCUUCGAUGGCUAGUCGCGCAUCAAGUAUCGAUUCACGACGUAUACAAGUAGAUCUGCAUAGCCCCGAGGUAUUGCCGAAAUCCAUACUGCGUUCACCGAAGCGCUAUAGCUCUGGACCAUCCGCCACACCGUCGGUAGAAAAAGAGUUCAGAAGCCAACUAAGUGUUUGCUCAGAACCACCCGCUCCCAUACACCAGCUUUCCGGUCAAUCGAGCUUAGAACCUUGUUUCCCCGAAGAACUCAUAGAUAACACGGACGAAAAACCAUAUACCAGCAUUAAUGGGGUCGCACUAUCACCAGAUGCACUAAACGUGGCCAUUCAAACCAUAUCCAUGACAACCACAAACCAUGUAGAAGAACUACCACCAUCACAGCCACCCAAGAAAUUAAAUAGCAUUCUAAAGAAACCACGCCCCGACACACUUUGCCUCGCAACCAAUACAAAAUCCGCCGUAGUAAGUGAGAUCAAUAAAUCACUAUGCCGCAGCAACUCCUCGCGCACUUUCUAUAGACCCAAACCACAACUGCCCAACGAACUGGAUGACAGCAUCUUCUACAUACGUUCCUCUAGUGAACGACAAAGCAUCGAUAGUAACGAGCUCUAUGAUUCAGUGCAAGUUAUAAAUGAAAGACGAACAACACUGCUGAGAGCGGAGAGUGAAGCUGCGCUCUAUAAUGUGAAAAAAGCGAGCAGUUUCUCACUGCUAGCCGAGAUACCGGAGCGUGCACAAAACAACUCGAUAGAUGUGGAAGAGAAUACGCCCAGCGAGCCGGCCAAAGAUACGCAGCCGAAAAAUGAGACCACCGUGGAAAUCGAAAGUGAACCAACACAACCACCGACAAGUGAGAUCACGUAAUGGAGUGAUCGAAGUGUUAUACGUAUAUAAAUCAAAUACUGACAAGUGUCAGCGUUCUUACGUUCAGGAAACAUUAGAAGUUUUGUAGAAACCUCUAGGAAUAUAGGAGUAUAUUUUAUACCAAAAGCACAGAAGACAUAUUUUGUAGACAAAUAUUUCGGUACUAGUAUAUGUAUGUAGUUAUGUUCAUAGGUAAGUAUACAGUUAGAUCAGUUCGUAUUACAUAUUUAGUGAGUUACUGAGAAGAGUUUGGGAACCACUAUGAAAUCGAUUUAAGAAACAACCGGCUGACAGAAUUUAUGCGUAGAUAGUGGCUCAAUCAGGAGGAUAUUUGUAUUAUUUGGCUUUAUUUUUUAACUGUUAUAUUUUAUUGGUUAACUUACAAAUAUAGAGAUAGUGAUAUAUAGUGCUCUCUCUACCACUAAAUACUCAAUUAAUGAGAGCGUCAAGCAAUAAACACUAGAACUAUGAACUUGUUACGAAACAAUUAUUUACCGAUGUUGUUGUUAUUUAAAAUAUUGUUGUUGUUAAAUGGCUGUCUUAUGCAUAGUUAAGUUAGUAAUUAUUAGACGUUUCUACGGAACAAUAAAAUAUAACUAUCAAUAACUUAAGUAUUGUAGAGCAAACUCUCUCAAUAGCAGUAUCGCAUAGAAUAGACACGAACGGUGAAGUUAUCUUGCAGAUCCGAUGAGACUAAGUUUUAUUUCGAAAUCUAUUCAUGUCAAUGUUUUUAUUUCUAGAGAAAUAAAUAGUUUGGGGUCUCAUGGAGCCUAACUUUUGGUUUGAGUUUACGAGUUGUAUGAGGAGAAACAUAUUUUCAUUUCAUGAAUUAUUUCCUUUAAAAACGACAAGUCUAUUAAAGUAAUUCAAUAAUAUAUAUCAUUCUUAAACGAGCUUCCACAAAGUAUUAAAUGUAGAACAUCUAUAACUAUAUAAUCGCAUGUGUUCUAGUAGUAUCUAAUUAACUGAGUCUGCAUAUCUUUUUGUGAUUUAAAAUUUAUUUCCGUCAAUUUGCUCAAACAACUAAGAAACUGAAACGAAUCUUUCAAAACAUCAAGUAAUUUUUCUAACGAAUUUUAUACUAAUAGCUUACUGUGUUUUUAAAUAUGUUUAAUAGUGCUUAAACAAAUUAGUCUUCCCUACACUAAAUGUAGUUAAUUUAUUUCAAUCCUAAUUUAUGUCAAACCAACUUAAAUGACGCAACGAAUUGCUAUGAUAUUUAAUGUAAUUUUUUUUAUUUUUUUCUUCAAAAUAUUUUUUCGAUUAAAAUUCUUUAAAAUAAUAUAUUUACAAAUUAUAAUACAGCUGCCCCAAAAUGAGAAAUCACGCGAAAUAAAUUUCUUUUAAGGUCGUUAGAUAGAAAUUGUGGCCUAUAAAAGGAGCUUAUUUAUGUUUAACCAUAUCAUUUAUGGGUUUGUUUGGAACAUACUUCGACUAUCCUUUAAAAUAUCAUUCACGUCGAAUUUUACUUUAAAAUUUAACUAAAAUACACUUUUCUUAAGAAACCAUACUUAUAUUGAAGACUGAUGUGAAUAAUGAACACCGUUAGCAUGUAAUUGCAGUAGAAACAAGUGCCGUCUACAGAAAACUGAUAUCAAAAUAAUGUCUGGUAUGAAUUCAUGAAGCACACAAAUGUCGUAAAUUUAUAAUUUAUAUAAUUUAUAAAGAAAGUUAUUUAGGAACCAUAUCUACAUAUAUAUGAUUAAUUGUCAUUUACUGAUGAUGACAUACACUUUAAAAAAUAGUUUUUACUUGUUAUAUAUACUAUUCAAUUUACCGUUGAGUGAACAACUAUUUUGUCAUUGUCAAAAUCUUAUCAAAUACUUUAUAUACAAUAUAUAUUUAAAUAUAAAAUAUUCUUUUCCUAAGUGUACAUAUUCUCAACAACCGUAGACUUCGAGUAAUCUAAUUUUUCGAACUGUAUUGAUUGUGUUCGGGUUCUUAACCCCUGUAGAGCACGUUAUAAAGAUCCGAAAUUGAUAGGUAGUACAUAUUAAUCUUACUAACGUUACUGAUUAUUCGAACUGACAAAAGAGCAGCUUGUUUAGUUACUUGAAUAGGUGCCAGUAAUGCGUUCUAAAAGAACCAUUGGUUAUUUUUCUCAAAAAGUGUGGAGUAGAAUUUCGACAUAUAUUGCUUGUAGCUCAGGGCAAUUUUUGUCUAUUUUUCGUAUUUAUUGAACUACACUGGUCUGCAGAGUUUUCUUUUGUCCUAAAUGUAAAAUCGAUUUUGGAUAUAUACAUAGCACAGUUAAUGAAACUAUCAAUGGUUUUGUAAGAUUUGCUCUCAUUUAUUUUUAAAUAUUUAUUUCCAUAUUACACUACGAGAAUCAGAAAACUUAAACCAGUAUAUUUAUUUCAUAUGUCUGCUUUUUUUAGGGAAAAAAUAAGAAUACUUCUAAGUAAACACAGAGAAAAAUGUCGAAAACUUUUCUUUUAUAGUUUUUUUAGUGUCAACAUCCUUUUAAGGAUCAUAUAUAAUCUGCCAUCAAAUGACGAUCUCAACAAACUUGAUACCAUUCUUCCACCACUUUUAGAUUCUAGUUGAACCUAUCUCUACCUCUUCCUCACUAAAAUUUCCAAAAUUAUCCGAAAAUUUGUUCAGAUGAUAAGGAGGUAGUCUAAGUUGAUAUAGCAGUCUAACAGUUUGCCAGCAUAUUUUUCAAAAAUUUUUUCAAAAUUUGGUACUUAAUGGUUACCUAGAAAAUUUUCGACUAUCAACACAAAACUUUUUGAUGAUUCACUUCCUAGAAAAAUCAUUUUUCAGUAUCAAUAUUCCACUCUUAAGGUUUUCCAUACUAAAAUUGGAAAUUUUUUGUCGACGUCACUAAAACAGUAUCCUCUCACGUUGAAUCGAUACCACUUUUAUUCAACGCUUUGACUAAUUGCUUUAUUUUUCCUAAUUAGAUCACGUAUUAAGGGGCGAGCCUGCUUUAGAAGCUUCAACAAAUCGAUUUCCUUUUUGCUUAAAUCUCUUUAAAAAUAAUCUAAGAACAUGUCCUCAAAGUUAUAGAUGGGAAUUCGAAAUAUUUUCAAAGAAGGGAAAUAGUGACCGAGCGUCCAGCAGACAUAUUAGCGCUUGGGUAGAAAGGGAAAACUUUGACGCGCGAUUUCUUGGUUUUUCAUUUUUACGAUUUUUCUUAAUUGGCAGACAGGAUAGAAAAAAACGUAAACGUCGAAUCGAAUUGGGGCAAAGUUUGUUAUCUUUGACAUUAAAUUAUCUUCUAUUUAAACCAAAAAAAAACUAAGAAAAGUCAAGUUUGAACAUAUUUUAAAACAACAUAAA